AUGGAGUUCUUCAAUAACGUCGGAGCCGAUACUCUCAAGCCUUCGCUUUUCGAGCUGGUAUCUCAAGAGCAGCUCAGAGACUUGUUGCAGCCAGCACUCAAGUAUGUUCUAGCUGUCUUUGCCCAACGAUAUCCUCGAUAUCUUCUGCGUAUUGUGAAUCGCCAUGAAGAGUUCUACGCCAUCCUUAUGUUCGUAGUGGAGCGGCACUAUCUAAAAAACCACGGCGCAUCCUUCUCAGAGAAUUUCUACGGGCUAAAACGAAGGCGCCGACCAUACAUCGAGGCUGAGAGAGAGAAAGCUGCUACAGGAGGAGUGCCAGCAGGAGAGAAGCUUCGCCGGCAAGAGAUAUGGCGGUCGCUUCUCUUCUUGGUCGGUGUACCAUACCUACGUGCCAAAGCGCAUGAUUACUUUGAGGAUUUGGAUGGAGGUAUCAGUUCCGAUGUUCUCAACGAUGGAGCAGAUGUUCGUCAGGUUCGAAUGUUGACUGACCAGUCGUUCAAAGGCUGGUUGCGACGGGCAUACAAGACUUUGUAUCCUUGGUGCAAUGCAGGUUUCGAAGUCUGGCUAUUGGCCUAUAACGUCGCAUACCUCUUUGACCAAACACCUUUUUACCGGCCAUGGUUGGCAUGGAUGGGCGUAGAUCUGCGUCGGCUGGGGAUAGAAGACCUUCGUGCCGCAAGCUUGAAAGCCGUACAAAGUGCACCUGAUGCUAAGGGGCGUGGACUACGACAACUUCUGAGGUCGUCACCGCAACUCCUUCUCGAUUCCUUACGGCUUCUCCUUCCAACAGCCGUUUUCUUUAUAAAAUUCUUGGAAUGGUGGUAUUCACCUGGCUCUCCUGCACGGUCGUUGUCAACGUCUCCGUUGGGACCCGCUGUUCCGCCUCCGCGCAUGUUACCUCCGCAUCCGCAAGGUAUUGCCUUUGAUAAACAGAAAUAUGGAACAUGCCCCCUCUGUCAGAGGAGUAUCAACAAUGCCACGGCUCUUCCUUCUGGCUAUGUGUUUUGUUACCGAUGCGCGUAUGAUCACAUAGAGAAGCAUGGCAAGUGCCCAAUAACACUCCUCCCUUCCAGGGUGUGGCAGCUUCGCAAAGUGCUGGUCAAUGAAGGCCAGCCUUACUUGCAGCAUCCUUACCCCAACUUGCCCCUGAUUUCAUUUCAGUUUGGCAAGCACAUCCAAUCUCACCAAGUACCAGGAUGGUCCGCGUACUAUCUCGACUACAAGUUUCUCAAGAAAAUCAUUUCUUCUCUUGCUGCCAAUCGUCCAGCCUCGGAGGCAGCUGCAUUGGCCUUGGGUUUGCGUCCAGUGGAUCUCUUGAACCAGUCCUCAACCCCUGGCGAGCCAUUGAGCGCGUCGCUCGAGGACGACCUAGGUCGUCCUCCAGUUUUCUCAGAGUCUGGACUGGAUGAAGAUCGAAGUCUUGACUUUCGAGCUCACAAAGCAGCGUUCUUCUUCAAACUUGAGCGGGAGUUGGAAAAGAUCAAUGCUUUCUACCUACAAAAGGAGGCUGAAUUGCAGCUACGGCUAGAGACUCUACUUUCCAAACGUCGCGCCGCUGCCAUGAGAGGUCUCCCGGAUUCGGUCAACGAUUCUACCCAGUCUCAUGUUGAAUGGAGCGCUGUCGAAGAAGGAUUUCGACUUCUCGAGCGUGACCUUGGGAAACUGCAGCAAUUUGUCGAGAUAAACGCCACUGGGUUUCGCAAAAUUCUCAAAAAGUUCGAUAAGCGGUCAAGGUCUACAACCAAGGAGCUCUAUCUCGCCAGGCAGGUCGAUGUCCAGCCUGUGUUCAACCGACAGCUGAUAUCAGAGCUUUCUGAUACCGUCGCUGCCUGUCUUCUUGAUAUCACGGACCUCUCUUCUGGUCUCAAGUUCGAAGGACCAGGGGCCAAUGAUAUCUUCACACAACAGUUAAUGGCUGAACGAACACCGUAUGUAGGCCCGUUCCACGACCUUGAAAAGAACCUACGCAAGGCUGUCACGAGUGCCGACCCAGCCGCUAUAACAGACUGCGUGCGUUACUCUGAUGUGCUUUCUCAGGAAGCCGACGCAUCAAGUAAUGUCACCCGCAUACUCUGGAAUGUCAUCAUAGAGGCUCCGCCCGAGUUUGCAGAUCUUAUCUUGUUCUCCCUGUCCUCCCCAUUUGAUUUUCACUUUAUUGAUGAUAUCAAUGGACGGACGUGCUUACACGAGGCUGCCAUGGCGGGCACACCUCGAUUGGUCAAUCUCUGCAUAGAGAAGCAGGUCUCCAUCGACAAAGUGGAUGCUUAUGGACGGACAGCUCUUCAUUACGCUGCAAUGAAUGGACAUGCAGCUAUAUGUCGUCGAUUAUUGGAAACAGGACUACCUCUGAAUAAUCUGGACAUCGACAAUUACAGCCCAUUGGUGUAUGCCACCUUGCGCGGGUGUGUCGAGUGUGUCGAGGUGCUUCUCGAGCACGAGGUUCCCCCACAACCCGCUACACCAGGUGGAGAUCUUAUACCUCUGUCACUUGCUAGCCAAUGCGGCUAUGUCGACAUUGUCGUCUUGUUACUCAAACGUGGUGCAAAGUGUUUGCCUAAUAGCAACGGUGAAUAUCCUAUGCACCUAGCGGCACGUGAAGGCCAUGCUGAAGUGUGCAAAAUACUACUUCACCAUGACGGUUGGGAUACGCCCGAUAAAUAUCAUGAAUGGACGCCCUUGUUCCAUGGCUCGCGGUAUGGACACGAAGCAUGCGUUUCCAUCCUCUUGGAAGCGGGUAGCAGAGUCUUUCUGACUGACGAACUAGGCCAUUUACCUGUGCACUAUGCUGCGUGGUAUGGUCAUCACGAAUGUCUCAAUCGCCUUCUUGAAGCCUCCGCUCGCAUACCGGCUGUAGCAGAAAUCGUCGCAAUGCCGGAUGUUUCGCCCAAUUCAGAUCAGAACGGACAUGCUAGGGAAUUCGAGAUCGACAUGAUUCCCUCUCUUUCCUUACCUCCGCCAAUCAUGCCUCAUCGCGUGUAUGGACAUAACUACUUGGAUCGUAGUCACUUGGUCCAAGUAACUGUGGGAAACACUUCUCGCAACCAAACACCUAGUGUCAGAUUGCAUCAUCGUCUGAUAAGCCCCGCCUUCCGUGAUGAAUAUCUAUUGAAGACUGCGCCACUCAAACUUGUCAUCACAACCAAGAGUCCAGAAGUGAACUCCGCACCAUAUAGUAUCUCGUUGCCCCAGAGAGACGACAAGGGCGUAUUUAUAUUCCAGAUACCUAACCUCAAUUGUCUGUGCUUGGAGUUUUCCAUCUAUCCUAAUUUUGGGACGAAAACUAUUGGGCGUGCCGUGGCGCUUCCUUCGCUCUUCACCGAUAUCGAGAACAACCAGUCCUUUACGCUUCCUAUCAUGGACAAUAGACUUCACGUCGUUGGGGAGGUCACUUUCGAAGUCAACAUCAUUACAUCUUUCAAUGGCGUGACCCUCGAAGUGGGAGGCGAUGUCGAAACCUACUGGAAAUCGACAAUAUCUUCUUCAAUACAACAGCCUAUCUCGACGUCGCCGUACCGGUCAGGUCUCGUUGGUUCUACACAGACAUCACCUUCGACUCACUCCAUAUCCGGAGCUGGCACCCAGUCUUCGACGAUCUCUUCGCUGAGGGGAAAGUAUCUCUACGUUGUUGUCCAGGUCACGCGGGAUUCUAUACCAGUCGUGUUCUCACACUGGGGUCUCCCGGAAUCCAACUUCAAUCUUAGUGUAUGUGAUGUUACCUUGGCGCAGUUCGAGGCUCUUGCAGAACGACUCGGACGGAAUGUCGAUAAUGUCACCGCGUCAUCAAUAACUGAUUGGCCGGCUUUUGUCUUUUGGUCAAUGAUGUCUCUCUCACAGCUGUUAAAGAUACUUCCCCCCAACAUCGGCAUCAGUUUAGAACUGGCAUAUCCCUCACCCAAAAUCCGGGAGCGAUAUUGUCUAAGUCGGUUAGAUCUCAACAGUUUUGUAGAUUCGAUUUUGAGGACAAUUUAUAACACCUCCACUGAUGGCCGACUUCCUCGUCGGAGAAUCGUCUUUACGUCGUUUUCACCGGAUGUCUGCGCUGCCCUGAACUGGAAACAACCGAAUUACCCUGUUUUCUUCGCUUCUCAUUGUGGAAAGAAGGACAUUUUCUUGUCUAGUCCUUCGCCGUUUACUCUUGAAGAUGAGGAUGAUGGAAGGUUCUGUAGCCUUGGAGAAGCAGUUGAGUUUGCGCGGAUCAAUAAUCUUUUGGGUGUCAUCGUCGAUGCCGAUCUUUUGCUGCAAGUACCUUCAUUGGUCCAAGGCAUCAAGAAUGUCGGUCUAUUGGCUGGCAUACAUGGAACUUCGGAGCGAUCAACGCCUUUGACAACCGGUGGAGAUGGUUCCAUUGAUGCAUAUCUCUCCGACGGUUUUGCCGUAUAUCUCGACCACUCAAUGCAGGAGAUUUAA
Molecule: messenger RNA, 4407 nt
Organism: Desarmillaria tabescens
Lineage: Eukaryota; Fungi; Basidiomycota; Agaricomycetes; Agaricales; Physalacriaceae
Product: cyclin-dependent protein kinase inhibitor
Exons: 14
Coding region: 1-4407 (1468 amino acids)
Biological process (GO): protein import into peroxisome matrix; protein monoubiquitination; lipid metabolic process
Cellular component (GO): peroxisomal importomer complex; peroxisomal membrane
Molecular function (GO): zinc ion binding; protein binding; ubiquitin-protein transferase activity
Source: RefSeq, a predicted model, not a curated record